AUGUCGGAAGCCAACGAAUCAAUCGACGGCGAAGAGGAAGAAGCAGUCGUCAUACCGCCACAGGAAUCGUUCCACUGGGAGGAUUACAUCUCGCGGCCGAUUGUAUCGGAAAAUGGCACGGUACCGGCCAACAUUUUGGAGUUUCAACACUCGUUCGGCUACGACUGCCAGAAGCGCUUCAAUCUGUGCGUGGCCGAUCCCGACUGGCUGAUAUUCGCCUCGGGCAAUCUCAUACACUUCUACAACGUCGGCCGCGACGAGCUGACGUUCAAGCGAUGCUCCACCGGCGGCGGCAUCGGCCACAUAACCAAAAAUCCUCAAAGGCCGCACAUAGCCGUGGGCGAGAACGGCAUAGAUCCGCCGAUCAUCGUCUACGAGUGGCCGAGCAUGGAGAUAGUCACGGUGCUGCGCAACGGCACCACUCGCUCCUACUCGCAUCUGCGCUACAGUCCCCAGGGCGACAAGCUCGUGUCGCAGGGCGGCGAGCCCGACUACCUCAUCACCGUGUGGAACUGGGAGCAGUCGACGGUCGCCCUCCAGUGCAAGUCCCACAGUCAGGACGUGUACAACGUCGUGUUCUCGGAGACGAUCCCGGGCCAGCUGGUGAGCUGCGGCCUCGGCCACAUCAAGUGCUGGAAGAUGGCCGACACGUUCACGGGCCUCAAGCUCCAGGGCGAGCUCGGCCGCUUCAGCAAGACCGAGAUCUCGGACAUAAUCGGGGUCUAUCCGAUGCCCGACGAGAAGAUCGUAUCGGGCUGCGAGUGGGGCAACAUGCUCGUCUGGAACGAGGGCCUGAUCAAGAUCGAGGUCUGUCGCAAGAGCGGCAAGCCGUGCCACGCCGACGGCUACAUCACCCAGUUCGAGUAUAUCAGCGGCGAGCUGGUGACGGUGGGCACCGACGGCUGGAUCUACUUCUGGUUCUACGACACGAUCGACCAGUCGGAGCCGAGCGAGGACAAUAACCUCGUGGAGGUCGAGCCGAUCUACGAGUUCAGCGUGGGCCAGCAGUCGGACAGCAAUCCGCUGGCGAGGCGGGCCCGGCUCAUGCAGAUAAUCCGUCGGGAGGAGCCCUCGGCUACCGAGGGCGCGGGCAGCAGCCACCACUGGUACGCCCAGGACGGCAACGGGGGCAUCUGGCUGCUGGACCUGUCGACGGCCCACUGGGAGACGGCCGUGCCGAGGAGGCUGAUGUCGUGCCACGCCGGUCCCGUGGAGGACGUGGCCGCCUGCGACUGGGCGCCCAUGUGCGCCAGCUGCGGACGCGACGGACGACUGAGAGUCUACGACUACUGGAGGAAGAGGCUCGUGCUGGAGCAUCAGUUCAGGGAUCGGGCCCGCGGACUCGUCUGGUUGCCCUGCGAUGUGGAACCGAGUGGAUCGAGCAUCGUUUGCGGCUUCGACACGGGUGUCCUGCGCUUGGUCGCCUUGGAUCUAGAGCCUUCAGAAGACAGAGAACACGAGCGAGUUCACCUCUGUCAGAUCUACCGAGCGCACACCGAACCGAUCGUUCGUCUGGCGAUCGAUCCCCAGCACAAGAUCCUCGUGAGCUUCAGCCGAGACUCGAGCCUCUUCGUCUUUCAAAUCCUAAGCAGCGACCGAUCCUACCCGCGACUCGUGCCGAUCGGCUACCUGAGUCUUCCCUCGCCGGCCAGCAGCUUCGCCUGGAAACCAAACGAAACUAGCACGAUACUCGUGGGCUGCUCGCGCGGUCAGUGCCUCGAGGUGCGCCUGCCCACCGAGCCGCAGGCCUACACCAAGAUCAGCUACAAACUGAGCGAGCUGCGACCCUGCGAGUUCACGUUCAGAUCGGUCAAGUCGGCGAUCCUGAGGGAGCAGGCGAGGCUGGAGCUCGAGGCCAAUCGCUACGAGCGCCGAUUGCAAAAGAUCCAGGAGCUGCAGGACUUCAAGAAGAACAAUCCGGGCAUGGAGGUCGACGAGGAGGCUUUCCUGGAGUCGGGCAUGGAGGACGAGGACGGCCUGCCCGACCUCUACGUGCCCGAGGUGCCGAGCGAGGUGCUCACCUGCAUGUACAACUCGCGGGGCCAGCCGCAGCUCAGCAUGUCGGGCUACGACGCCGGCUACGUCUACGAGUACAGCAUCCCCGAGAACAAUAACGACGAAGUGGAGCAUCUGAGAAGCGUACCGAUCGCCGACGCCUCCGACGAGGAGAUGACCUGCCACCUGUCCUACAACGCCGGCAGGUAUCUGAUCCUCGGCACGCAGCACGGAGCUCUGAGGGUGUGCAGGAUCAAGCCCGAGGACGAGGCCGACUGGUCGGACUACUGGUCGCUGCCGAUGCACGACUACUACACGGGCCGAGUGCAGGCCCUGUGUCUCGGCUACGAUCGCAGGACCUUGGUGUCCUGUGGAUUAGAUGGCAAUGUAUUCACCUACGACAUCAACGACGAUGCGCCUCUGGGCGACGAGUUCAAGAUACCGAAACCGAUUGCCAGUCGCGAUCACAUCCCGACGACUAAAGUCUGGGACAUCGAGGAGGCCAACUAUCCGAGCCUCGAGCAAGUCAUCGUCAAGGCCGAGAUGGACCGCAUCAAGGCCAACGCCAAGGACGACAAGGAGAGGACCCUGGCCGCCCUGCGUCAACUCACCGAGGAGUACAACUCGCUGCUCAGGAGAAACGACAAGCUGCCGGCUUCGCAGCGGCUCACCGAGCAGGAGCUGCAGCUCGACCCGAGGAUCUCGGCGGACCUCGACGAGCAGCUCAAGGAGCAGAUGGACAUCGUCUAUCGUAAAUCCGAGUACAAGCAGGAAAAGUGUCGGCUGCGUUUGAAAAAACUCAUGGAACACUUUAUCGAGCCCAUCACCUGCAUACCUUUCGCCGUCAAGAAGAUACUCAAUCCGGAUAGUAUGGUGUGGUCCUUGAGAGAAUUAAAAUUAACCGGUGAUUACGCGGUGGAAGAAAGGCACUCGCACGCCGAUUCGCACGAGACCGACAGUGAGUAGAGAUUAUCUCGCGCCAUGUCCGCUUACGUGGGAGAUCUGGAGUCGGACAGCAAGCAGGAAGAGCCGACGAUCGAGCCCUUCCUGAAGGGCCUCAGUCCUCGCACGAUUCAGUACAAGCUCGGCGAGGAGAUCAACCUGAUGCUGAAAAAGUAUCGGUCGCUCAAGGCGAAGCUGGAAGAGCAGGAACAAGAGUGGAAGAAGCUGCAGUCGGAGAGACCGGACCCGAAGGCCGUCGACCCGGAGGACGAGGAGGCGAUCGAGCACGCCAAGAGGACCAUCGGCGAUUACAAGCUCAAGGCGUCCCUGGAUCUGGACCUCGACAAACGGCCGACGGUCAAGAGCAAGUACAAGCAGAUCAUAGAGUGCAGGCGGAAAAUUCACUUCAGGCGCGAGGACUUCAACUCGAAAGUCCGCGAGAUGCGUCAGCGCAAAGUCGACCUCAUCAAGGAGGUCGAAAAGCUGCUCAAAUCCCUGCGAGCGAUCCAGAGCGAGCUGCCGGACGAGCUCACGAAGCCCCUGCCUCACCUACCCAGCCUCGACAUGGACGUCGAGUUCCCGGAGAAGAAGCUCGAGAUCGCCGAGUACACGCCGCUGGCGCAGCGUUUAAACGAGUCGAAGAAUCGCCGCCAGUCCAUCACCCAGGCGUACAUGCCCGCGGACGAGUUCGACGAGGAGUACGCCGUCCUCAUGCUGGACGAGAAGCGCUUCGUGCCCGAGCGAUUUUUGGCCACCGUCGAGGGUGCCGGCGCGGCGGGCUUUCGCAAGCGCUUCCCCGAGGACACGAAACCCGUCAAGCUGCUCGUGCCGUUGGAAGUGAUCGCGAGCAUCGACGCCGCGGAGCGACUCGACACCGAUCUCGAGCGAGAGCUCAAACGUUACCGGGCGGUGAGGAAGAAGCACGAGCAGGACCAGAUGCUCGAGUACAUCGAUCACAGCUAUCGAGUGUUCGACGAGGAGCUGAGCGAGCUCGAGCUCGAGCGCUUGAAGAUCAUCCACGAGAGCGUCUACAUGGAUCUGUACAUGCUGACGCUGCACCAGGAGCUCGUCGUCCUCAAGAAAUUCGAGGCCAAAGAGGUGAAGCUCGAGCAGCUCGUCGAGGAGCAUCGCCGAAUCAUUGACGAGAUCGAGGCAAAGAUCUCACUGCUGACCGAGCAAACGGAGGAGAAGAAAUUGACGGUGGCCAGAUUGCAAGAGAAGCUCAAGGAGAUGAUGGCGCGAUACUUGAGCUCGAUUCAGGAGCAGAGGUAUUCGCUCGUCUUGGCGGAGAUCGCGAGAAAGUCCUACGAGUCGUCGUCCGAUGCCAGCGCGGACGACGUGGCGAGUAGAAGCCCCGCUGCCGAUGACAAGGACAAGGAAGACAAGAGGAGAACGACCAAGUAUCAGGGAGACUUGGGCCAUCGAGUGACAAGAUUCCAAGACAUGGAAAGCCGAGAAAACGUUCGCGAAGAGCAGCAGCCGCAGACGACGGAUCGUCGAGCCUCCAAAGCCUUACCGAGGGUGAGUAGUUUGGCUCUGGUCGAUCCGCAGCAACAAGGAGACGAGGACGAGGCUGGUGGUGGUGGUGGCGAGGGCGGCGAUCUCGAGCUCUACGAGGAGGCCUACGCCGUGCAGAAGCAGUGCCGCCUGCUCGAGGGUUGCCUGAGCGAGGAGCAGAGGGCCCUGAGCGAGGCGAGCGAGGAGCUCGAGCGACAGAGGACGAGCCUGCAGGAGGCCCAGACAGACCUGGACGCCAGUACGCAGCGAUUGGAGGGAUUUCUCCACGAGAAGCAACGGGAGCUCAACGACAUCGAUAUGACAGUGAUACUGAAGUUGGACCAGGUGCAGCUGCUCGCCGAGGGUUCGCACACGGAGAAGCUGCGCAACUGCAUCGUCUUCGACAAGACGCGGCUGGCUCGGCUCUACGCCAGGGUCGGCGAGCUGCAGCAGGAGACGGACGAGCUUCGCGCCAAGCACAAAAACAACAAGCAGCAACUGCGCAAAAUCAAGAUGGACUGCUCGUCGAUGAAGGCCGAGCUCGAGGCGCUCAAGGGCCAAAUCAAGACGGAGAUGGAGAACAAAUUCGGCCAGCAGAUAUCCCUCGUGUCGCUUUACGAGGCGGUACUGCGGCGGCUCAUAUACGACAUCAAGGCCGACACGGGAUCGCUCGUCAAGUUUUAUCAAGAAAAAAUACAAAUGGUGAAAAGUCGCUACAAGCAGCAACUCGAGCAGUUGAAAGACCUCAUCAAGGAGAACACGCACAAGUUAAGUUUGCUAGCGGUUCUUGAAGAGGAGUUGUUCAAGCUCAAAAAGGCCUGCAAUGCCAAGAUCAUGUCCGAGGAAGAGAUAAAGAAGAUCGAGUCCGAUUACAAGGCCGAUUUGAAGAAGCUGGAGAAGCGUCUGAAGAAGCAAGAAGAGGAGAAGGUGGCGAUAAUCAGCGACAUCGAGAAUCUUCAGAGCAAAACGAAAAAUUUACUGCCUCUGAACGAAUUGCUGUCCAAGAGCUGCUGUCAGAAGUCUACCGAACGAAGACGACCGACCUCCGUGACUCUGAUCGACGGCAAAGAAAAGGAGGACGCCAAGAACGAAACGGCGGCCUCGAGCGACGAAGGAGACGACGACGAUGACGACGUGGACAAGGAAGCCGACCUGGCGGUCUUCGACGAGAACGAGUACUACAAAAAAGUCAUCGCGGUGCGGCAUCUGUUCUCGCAGAUCACCUCGGGCCAGGAGUUCAAUACCAAGUCGACGAUCGACGCGAUGCUCCAGGAUCUGACCGACUGCAUGAUAAGGCGGGGCUACUCGCACGACCAGAUCCAGCGCAGUCUGCAGGACAUCGUGUCGAGCGCCGAGGGUCAUGAGCAGUACGACGACGACGACGACAAGGCGACCGACGAUCGGCGUUUAGACGACGACGACGAUCUCGCCAAAGGCACAAUGAGCCUCGGAGACUACAUCUACAGCUACAGCUCGAGCUUCCGAGAGUCUGUGUGCAGUCGGGACGUGGACCCCCAGGCCGACGCCAUCCUCCGCGACCUUUUCUCGGAUCUGGGCAUCGACGAGGACGAGCACGAACCGAUGGUCCAGGGCGUGGUCAGCCGAUUGCGCAUGAGCGGAGGCGAUCUCGCCGCGGCCGAGGACUUUAUCUUCAAGAAGGCGCCGUCGGCCGCCGAUCUCGCCGAUCCCGCCCUCAAAUCGUCGCGAUCUCAGCGCAUCAGACGCUCGCUGAACGACGUCAGACAGCACGUCGAAUUCGAGGACACUGAGUUCGUGCAGUUGCAAGAGAAUCAAGAUCAAUGA
Messenger RNA from Trichogramma pretiosum, 6237 nucleotides. Its product is annotated as cilia- and flagella-associated protein 44. The transcript is spliced from 18 exons. Lineage: Eukaryota; Metazoa; Arthropoda; Insecta; Hymenoptera; Trichogrammatidae. Gene Ontology annotation, molecular function: protein binding. The record is from RefSeq and is a predicted model, not a curated record.